Molecule: messenger RNA, 1035 nt
Organism: Closterium sp. NIES-65
Lineage: Eukaryota; Viridiplantae; Streptophyta; Zygnematophyceae; Desmidiales; Closteriaceae
Source: the annotation of a GenBank genome assembly
AUGCAGCUUAGAAAGCGGAUAAAGGCAGCGAAUGCGAGAGAUGCUGAGGAGAAAGAUGCGGAGAUGGAGAUUAAGCUGUGGAGAGGCGUGGUGCGGCGCGGCGACACGGUGGUGGACGCGACGUGCGGCAACGGGCACGACACCAUGGCCAUGGCUGCCCUCGCCCUCGCCCCCGCGCCACCCAGCGAUGGCGAUGCAGGGGGCGCAGGGGAGGAGGUGAGGGGGCGAGUGGUGGCGAUGGACAUACAGGAGGAGGCAGUCAGCAGAACCCAUCGCCUGCUGGCAGCUGGCCUGUCAGAGGUGCAGAUGGCUCACGUGCACACGGUGUGCGCCUGCCACUCCACACUGCUCCAACAUGUCGCCCCUGGCUCUGCACGUCUGGUGGCGUUCAACCUUGGCUACCUGCCUCGGGCCCACCACGCUCCUCCCACCACCGCUCCCUCUCCUGCCGCCGCCCCUGAGGGCAUCACGACGCAGCCGCGCAGCACGGUGGCAGCGCUGCAGGCAGCCGUGGCAGCCACAGCUGUGGGCGGCGUGGUCAGUGUCAUGGCCUAUGUGGGCCACGCAGGGGGCAGGGAGGAGUAUGACGCUGUUGUGGAGGUGGCAGCGUCUCUGCCUGCUGACUCUUGGCCCGAUUCCUCUCUUGCUUUCUCGUCUGCACUAAUUCAUGGCGCCAUCAGCACCAGAAAGGGCGGGCUGUCGGGAAUCGAACCCAUCGCAAGCGCUGCCGAAUCUCCUCUUGUCUCACCGAACACAUCGCUCUCGUUCGACGCGAUCCGCAUCGUCUCCCCCCCAACUGUGCCAAUCUUCCCCCCUCUCUCCCUCCUGUUCUCUCUUUCCCUGCCUCACCCUGCCUGUCAAUCCGGUUCCUCCUCCACACCCUGCCCCUGCAGCUUCAACGUGUAUGUGUGUGCUGCGGCAGAGCACUGUCACGUACUGGUGUCCCAAGCUGAGGAGAGGAGAGAAGCCAAAGGCAGUGAUGAUAACACGGCUGCUACUGACUUAGUAUUUGAAGUAGAGGUUUCUAGUAAUUAA